CACCCCUGAUUACUUCCGCUCUCGUCCUGCGCACCGAUUGGCUGCCGCGCCUGCUUCAAGCAGUACCCUUUAUCUCAGCAAUGCGACACCACAAAAUCCGUGGGACCGACAAGAAAGACAAUGACGGCACAAGCUGAGAGUCAUAUCGCCCAUCAUGUCUCAUUAUCUCAAAGAUGUUGACACAUCCACACUACGGUGUUCAUCACGUGCAUCCAUCCCCCCCACAAAACGACGUCAGCGGUAACUUGGCCUUGAAUUGAGCGAUCAAUCGCCCACAGUAAACAGAGAUUGUGCUCAAGUGAGAACUAAAACCUUUUUCUGGUUACUGGCUGAUCCUGAUCGGCGUCGAGCUAUCCAUUGCUUAAAGUCAACAUUGGCUACGGGGAUUGAACCCAGCUUACAACGCACAAAAGCCAUGCAAGAACAAGUUGAUCGAUUAGUUGAGAAGACUUGGAGGAAGUUCCAAGAUGUCAGUGGUUCGCAGCGUCUGUUGAUGGCAGUGGCUGGCAUACCAGGCUCCGGCAAAACAACGCUCGCAGUUAAGGUUUCCAAUGGUCUCAAUAAGAAGCAUGCGCAAAGCUCACCAGGAACGCACAAUGGCAACCCUGUUGCAGCCUUCAUACCGAUGGACGGUUACCACUUAUCACGCGCGCAGCUAGAUGGCAUGCCGGACCCACAGAAUGCACAUGCGCGAAGAGGGGCGGCAUUCACAUUCGAUGGUGACAAAUUUCUAGCACUGGUAAAGAAAUUACGAGAGCCGAUUCUUCCGGAGACACGAACACUGUAUGCGCCCAGCUUCGACCAUGCAAAAAAAGACCCUGUCGCGGACGACAUACCUAUCGCGCCCUCCGUGCGUAUCGUGAUCUUCGAAGGGAAUUACUGCUCCUUGAAUCACGGUCCUUGGAGAGAAGCGGCAGAGCUUAUGGAUGAGUUAUGGUUCGUCGAUGUCGACUUUCAAGUCGCUCGAAGGCGGUUGAUAUACAGACACGUCAAGGCAGGGAUUGCGCGAAACGAGGAAGAGGCCGCCAAGAGAGCAGAUGAGAAUGAUCUGGUAAAUGGGCAAGAGAUUAUAGAUUCGAGGCUAGAUGUGCAUGAGUUGAUUGAGAGUAAGGAGGAUCUAGAAUGGGCCCCAGAGUAUCAAGCUGCGGGCGGGGAUAAAUUCUAAGAGUUGAGUAAGCUGCUGAGUAUGACUAUUCAAGGCGUAUGAUAAUCACUGCAUUGCCUUGCCUGUCAUACU
This is a messenger RNA of Boeremia exigua, 1237 nucleotides long. RefSeq names its product P-loop containing nucleoside triphosphate hydrolase protein. Bases 416 to 1165 code for a protein of 249 amino acids. The transcript has 3 exons. Gene Ontology annotation, cellular component: cytoplasm. The record is from RefSeq and is a predicted model, not a curated record. Gene Ontology annotation, molecular function: ATP binding; kinase activity. Lineage: Eukaryota; Fungi; Ascomycota; Dothideomycetes; Pleosporales; Didymellaceae.